Messenger RNA from Vicia villosa (hairy vetch), 1031 nucleotides. Its product is annotated as ruBisCO-associated protein-like. Lineage: Eukaryota; Viridiplantae; Streptophyta; Magnoliopsida; Fabales; Fabaceae. The record is from RefSeq and is a predicted model, not a curated record. The coding region runs from base 26 to 829 and encodes 267 amino acids. Gene Ontology annotation, biological process: carbohydrate metabolic process. The transcript has a single exon.
CCGCCCCUCCCCUACAAAAAUAAUAAUGUUGUCUAUCUUUCGACAAUACACAUUCGAUGAUUCAUUCAAACAAAGCUUCAUAUCAAACAAAUUCCUAAAAGAAUACCAAAUUGCCCUCACAUUUGCCACAGAUUACGACGAAAACCACAUACCAACAAAUGGAAUUUUCACACCCAAUUGGGACAUAACAAAAGUUACACCUGAAACAAUAUCUGAUCUAAAAAACAAAAACCCUGGAGUCAACAUUAAAGUCUACAUUAGUAUUGGUAACAGUGGUACAAGUUUUCCAUUUUGUCCUCAAAACAACGAAACAUGGAUUCUCAACGCAACAGAAUCACUCACAGACAUCAUUAAAAACUACGAAGAUUGCAAUAUCCAAAUCGACGGGAUUGAUGUUUUGUACGAAUGUAUCGAAGCUUCACCCGUUGACUUUGUUGAAUGCAUCGGUCAACUUAUAAAAAAUUUAAAGGAAAACAGUGUUAUAAAAGAAGCUUCUAUUUCUCCUUCUUUUGCUCUCAACAAAGAAUAUUAUUUCUUACUAUAUAAAUCUUAUUCUUCUCUCAUUGAUUGGGUGGAUUAUCAGUUUCAAAAUGAGGUUGUUCCUGUCUUUGAACCCAAUAAAUUGAUGGAGGUUUAUGAUAAUUUGGUAAUGGAGUUUUAUCCUAGGAAGAAACUAUUUGCUGGAUAUAGUGCUGAGAAUGAGGAUUGGGCUACAUUGUCACCAAUUGUGUUUUUUCUUGGAGGAAUGAAUAUUCUCAAGAAGAGAAAAUGUCCUGGGAUUUCAAUUCAUUAUCAUAAUUACUAUCAACUAAACUCAAAUAAUGAGUGAUUCAUAUGAUAUGUUUAUGUAUGUAUACUUUAAUUAUAUUAUGUUGCAAUGUGUGCUUGAUGCUAAGGCAAUAUGUAAUAUGAAAUAAGACCCAUGGAUGGUGAUAAAAUAUUCUAGCUAACUUUUAAUGUAUGAGAUGCAUGUAAAAAUCAUAUAUAUGUUUCAAUAAUAAUUUGGAUGAUUAAUUAAUUGAUAUGCAUAU